AUGGAACGCCGAAAAUACAACGAGUAUAACCGUAUAAUGCUUGCUCUACACGGUUCACAUGAGUACCUAAACGAAAAUAUUCUUAAACAGGCCAGUAAAAAAUUUUGGUUACCAGUGGAGUCGUGGAACGGUCCGAUAUCGCUUGCAAUUUAUUUGACCGGAAGAAACAUAACUGACGCCUACUUUACAACUCUUGAAAAGCUCGUAAUUCUAGAAGAAAGGUUUGAUGGCAAAGUUUCAGUCCAUUUCUUCUACAAAUCAAACAAACCGUGCUUACCCACAGUCCCGGACGUCACUAAUGCCCCUAUCGGAAGAGGAUACGAAAUCAACGUUGCUAGAAACAUUGCGCGCGUGUUGUCGUCCACCAAAUACAUAAUCGUCUCCGAUCAGGAAUUUAUAUUCUCCCCAAAUUUUGAAUUCCAAUUGCGAAAUUUAAUGGAUGAAACUCUAAAACGCAGUAGUAAAACUGUUUUUAUAUAUAGAGUUUUUGAACUAAAUUCUUCAGUUGAAAGGAUACCUAAAGAGAAGAAAGAAUUGAAAAUGCUGUAUGAUUCAGGACUUGCUGUACAAUUCCAUAAAGUUAUUGCUCCAAAAUGUCAUGAAAUUAGCAAAAUAGAGGAAUGGUUCGCUAAAGAAUACGAUGGCAAAAACGUAACGGUGAACCGCAUCGUGGAUUACGAGUAUCUCCACUGGGAGCCACAAUUGGCUUCACUAACUGAUAUUCCAUUUCACGAUGAAACUUUCUUGUACGGUGCCGCAGAUAAUACAGUUUUGAGAUGGGACUUAUGCUAUAGAGGUUACGAAUUCGCAUUAGUUGACGAACUCUUUGCUGUACACCCGGGGAUUCGAAAAGAAACUUUUUAUGGUCAUAUUUAUGGGAAGCUAAUAACAUUUAGAAGAGACGGCUACAAAAGCUUUAGACAAAGAAUGAUCAAAAAUCACUGGAUAGGUAAAAGUGGCUGCCCGCAACCUUGGUAA
Messenger RNA from Enterobius vermicularis (human pinworm), 978 nucleotides. The record is from the annotation of a GenBank genome assembly. Lineage: Eukaryota; Metazoa; Nematoda; Chromadorea; Rhabditida; Oxyuridae.